UGUGCUUAGGACAUGGUCUCCUUCCCUGCCGUGGCUGUGAACUUCUCCCCGGAGGAAUGGCUGUGCCUGGAUGCCUCUCAGCGGAAGCUCUACAGAGACGUGAUGCUGGAGACUUAUGAGCACCUGCGGGCAGUAGGGUAUUGCAAGGUGAAACCUUUGCUGAUCUCCUGGCUGGAGGAUGGAAUCCUGGAGAGGCUGCCAAGAGGCAUGUCUGCAGAACCAAAGCGAGACAUCCAUCCAUGUCCCUUCUGCUCUCUCACCUUCUCCAGUCAGCACUUCCUCGGUCGCCACAUGAAACAUAGUCAUCCCUCUCGGAUCCUCCCAGGAAUAUCUGCAAGAAAGCACCCUCAAUCAGAGAAUUCCUCUCCAUGUGACCAGAACCUAUGGGACCAAUAUUCUGAUUCGUAUAAUGACAGACGAAGGAAUGAUAUACUUGAAAGUCAAAAGCACAAAGAAAGCUCCAUACCUCUGUCUACAAUGAGGCGUAAAAGAGAUUCCACAGCCUUUUCUAGACGUUUUUGCAGUGAAAUAGCGAACUCUAAUAAACAGAUGGCACUGGAGGAAGAAACUAACCCAAGCCAGAAAGAAAAUCCAAAGGACACGGAUAGAGUAGUUCCAGGGAUAGGAAUGCCAAGAAUUUUAAGAGGCAGGUAUGUAAUGCCUGCACAGGGCUUCACAGAUGGAUCAAAUCUCAUGACACACCAAAGGACACACAGAGAAGAGAAGCGUUAUGUUUGCAGGAAGUGUGGACGAGGCUUCAGUGUGAAGUCAAAUCUCAUGACACACCAAAGGACACACACAGGGGAGAAGCCGCAUGUUUGCAGAGUGUGUGGGCGAGGCUUCAGUGAUAUGUCAAGUCUCAUCAGACACAAGAGGACACACACAGGGGAGAAGCCUUAUGUUUGCAAGGAGUGUAGGCGAGGCUUUAGUGAUAUUUCAACUUUUAUCAAACAUAAGAGGAUACACACAGGGGAGAAGCCUCAUGUUUGUAAAGAGUGUGGGCGAGGCUUCAGUCAAACGUCCCAUCUUAUCACACACCAAAGGACACACACAGGGGACAAGCCCCAUAUCUGCAAAGAGUGUGGUCGAGGUUUCAGUCAGAGGUCACAUCUCAAUACACACCAGAGGACACAUACAGGUGAAAAGCCGUAUGUUUGCGAUGAGUGUGGUCGAGGCUUCAGUCAGAGCUCACAUCUCAUCACACACCAGAGGACACACACAGGAGACAAGCCCCAUACUUGCAGGGAAUGUGGGCGAUGCUUCAGUGAUACAUCAAGUCUCCUCAAACACAAGAGGACACACACAGGGGAGAAGCCCUAUGUUUGCAGAGAGUGUGGGCGAGGCUUCAGUGUGAGGUCAAGUCUCAUCACACACCAGAGGACACACACAGGAGAGAAGCCCCAUGUUUGCAGCGAGUGUGGGCGAGGCUUCAUUGAUAUAUCAACUCUCAUCAAACACAAGAGAACACACACAGGGGAGAAACCCCAUGUUUGCAGAGAGUGUGGGCGAGGUUUUAGUGAUAUGUCAAGUCUUAUUAAGCACAAGAGGACACACACAGGGGAGAAGCCCUAUGUUUGCAGCGAGUGUGAGCGAGGCUUCAGUAUUAGGUCAAAUCUCAUCAAACACCAGAAGAUACACAGUAGAAGCAACAUGUUUGCAGGGAGUAUGGGUGAAGCUUCAGUGAUAUGUCAAGACUCAUCAAACACAAGAGGACACACACACAGGUAAGAAGCCUGUAUUGGCAGAGUAUGUGUGCGAGGCUUCAGUCAGAGGUCACAUCACACACCAGAGUACACACACAGGAGAUAGGCCCAAUAUUUGCAGAGUGUAUGGGCAAGUCUGUCUUCUGAGGUCACAUCACACACCAGAAGAUACACAAGGGAAAAGUCCCAUGUUUGCUGAAUGUGAGGGCAAGGCU
Suncus etruscus (white-toothed pygmy shrew) is the source of this 1918-nucleotide messenger RNA. Its product is annotated as histone-lysine N-methyltransferase PRDM9-like. Gene Ontology annotation, molecular function: DNA-binding transcription repressor activity, RNA polymerase II-specific; DNA-binding transcription activator activity, RNA polymerase II-specific; RNA polymerase II cis-regulatory region sequence-specific DNA binding. Bases 13 to 1728 code for a protein of 571 amino acids. Gene Ontology annotation, cellular component: nucleus. Lineage: Eukaryota; Metazoa; Chordata; Mammalia; Eulipotyphla; Soricidae. The transcript has 4 exons. The record is from RefSeq and is a predicted model, not a curated record. Gene Ontology annotation, biological process: negative regulation of transcription by RNA polymerase II.